ACAUAUAACGUUGUCAAUUUCGUUUUCAAAGUUUUUUAUUAUCAGAUAUUUUAGGUGAUAUAUUUUCCUGUUCCUUUCCCCCGAGUGGAGAAAAGAAAGAAAGAAAGAACAGUUGCAUUUCUUCUUUAAAAUAUGAAACAAUGUUUGAUCAUUGUAAACGUACAAACAUAAGAAUGCAUACAAAGGGCAAGAACAAUUGCACUUUUUUUUUUUUUUUUUUCAUUUUUUGGAUAAGUAAGAAUAUGCUAUAUAUUUCUUCUAUAAACAUGAAAGAAAUACUUGAUGACAGUAAAUAGAACAAAAACAUGAAUGCAUUAGAAGUUUGUGUCAUCUUGGAAUAGUCUGUGAAAUGAGAACUGCCAAAAUUUCAGAGAGGAGUAUGCUACUCGAGUUUUGAAUGGCCUCAAAUAACUACGACAACCGAGAUCAUACAUCAUGGCAGAUGAUAUGGCUGAUGAUGAACCAAAGCCCCUUGGAAGGUGUUCUGUCUUUACAUAUGGAGUGGGGCACAUGUUGAAUGAUAUAACAUCUGCCUGUUGGUAUACAUAUCUCUUGCUCUACUUGACAGCUAUUGGAUUGGCCCCAAGCAAUGCCGCAACAGUCACACUUACUGGCCAGUUUGCUGAUGCAUUUACGACCAUAAUAGCUGGUGAACUGAUAGACAGGUUUGGUCAUUUCAAAAUAUGGCAUGGCAUGGGAUGCCUGUUAGUUGCUCUAUCUUUUACAUCACUCUUCGGUGGUUGCCUCCCUUGCAAAAUUGUUGGAUCUGAUUCACCUAUUGUUCAAACUGUCGGUUACUGCAUAUCCGCAGUUAUUUUCUGCAGCGGAUGGUCUUGCACUCAGAUAUCACACAUGUCAAUGGUGAAUGGUGUCACACUAAACCCAACAAGCAGAGUAGCAUGUGUUAGCUCUCGCAAUGCUUUUACAAUGAUUGCAAGCCUAAUCUUAUACGGGAUCGCAUUUUUCGUCUUCAAUAAGAAAACUUCUAGCUCAAAGGUUGACAUUACAAAUCAGUACCAAUUGAUGGCUUAUAUUUCAAUUCUCAUUGGAGCAGUCUUUGUGAUUAUAUUUCAGCUUGGAAUUAAAGAACCAAGUCUAAAACAAGAAUCUGAUGGGAAACGUGCUACAGCUUCUUGGACAUACUGGUUAAAGAAAGUCCUAUAUUACCAAGUACUUAGCAUCUAUGUGUUAACUAGAGUUGUGACUAACGUUUCACAGACCUUCUUAGCAGUUUACGUAAUCAAUGAUCUACGGAUGAGCUCAUCUUCGAAAGCCUUGAUUCCCGCCAUCAUCUACUUAUCCAGCUUCAUCGCGUCUGUCCUCCUCCAGGAGCUCAAAUGGAGUGGUGAACGGUUGAAGGCCUUCUUUUCCGCUGGGGGUCUCCUUUGGCUAUUUUGUGGAGCUGCAGUAAUUUUCCUCCCAAUAAACAUGAAUGCUUUUAUGUAUGUCUUGUCCGUACUUAUUGGCAUAGCAAACGCCUUGAUGAUGGUAACAUCAAUAGGGAUGGAAAGCGAGCUAGUUGAUAAAAAUCUGGAUGGAUCUGCUUUUGUUUAUGGAUCAUUGGGCUUUGUUGACAAAGUUCUAUGUGGAGUUUUUUUGUACUUCCUCGAGUCAUAUGAGAGUGCAGAUCCUGUUGCCUGUGAUCCAGCAUAUCCUUGUUUCUCCGUUACACGUUUUUCUCUAGGUUUCAUUCCAGGGAUUUCUGCUUUAAUUGGAGUCGUAGUCGCAUUCUUCAUAAGAUUCCACAUAUCCCAUCCUAAGCCAUUGAUAGAACCCCUCUUGGCAUAGCUCUCAACGAGUAAAACAUGCAAAAAAUUCAGGUAUUUUAUUAAUAUGGGAAGGAAAAGACAUGACUGGUGCAUAGGCCAGUAAUUCAAGAGUACUCUGCAGAAUGUAGCAUCUUUGUUUUGGUAAUGUCUUUGUAUGUCCAAUUAAUUAGUUCUGAAUUCUAGUUUGAGCUAUAUUGUCAGUGAUGUACUUGUAAAUACUCAUUGUUGUUAUAAUAUUAAGAAAUAAUAUUAUAUGGUGGCCAACUAGU
Lycium barbarum (goji berry) is the source of this 2038-nucleotide messenger RNA. RefSeq lists its product as uncharacterized. Lineage: Eukaryota; Viridiplantae; Streptophyta; Magnoliopsida; Solanales; Solanaceae. The coding region runs from base 436 to 1788 and encodes 450 amino acids. The record is from RefSeq and is a predicted model, not a curated record. Gene Ontology annotation, cellular component: membrane. The transcript is spliced from 13 exons. Gene Ontology annotation, biological process: carbohydrate transport. Gene Ontology annotation, molecular function: symporter activity.